AUGACUUUCUCCAUCCCCGGCUCAGUCGUUUUAAUUACCGCAGGCACGUCUGGCCUCGGCCUCUGCGUAGCCGACAAACUGAUCAGAGCCGGCGCCAGUGUAGUCGUCAAUUACGCCUCUAACGUAGAACGAGCCAACAACGUCGUCGAGCAACUUCGCAAAACAGCAGCAGAAAUCCCUGCGAGCACAGAAUCUUCACAGAAAUGUUUAGCUAUACAAGCGGACGUUACUAAAAAAUCAGAAAUCCAUCGGUUGGUUCAUGAGACAGUGGCGGCCAUGGGCAGAAUCGAUGCCGUUGUGUCUAACGCUGGAUGGACUAAAUUUGCCAACUUUUUUGACAUUGACGAUAACGUCGAUGAGGAUAUUUGGGAUCGGUGUUAUGCGGCAAAUGUCAAGUCGCAUUUGUUCCUCUGCCAUGCUGCGAGGAAGUAUCUGGAGGAUGCCAAGGGCGCGUUUAUUAUGACGUCGUCUGUUGCGGGUGUUAAGCCGAGUGGGAGUUCUAUCGCAUAUUCAGUUACCAAAGCGGCACAGUUACACCUAUCAAAGUCCCUGGCCAUGGUGAUGGCGCCAUCAAUUCGCGUGAACUCUGUCUCUCCGGGAUUCAUGGAGACGAACUGGAUCGCUGGGUUUCCUCAAUCGAAGAUUGAUGAAACUAGAGACAAGACCCUUCUCAAACAAAUCACUCAAGUCGAGGAUGUGGCAGAUCAAAUUAUCUUGUUAAUCAAGUCGGAGUCAAUGACUGGAUCGAACAUCAUCAUUGAUUCUGGGUUCUCGGUCUGA
Molecule: messenger RNA, 780 nt
Organism: Fusarium sp. VM40
Lineage: Eukaryota; Fungi; Ascomycota; Sordariomycetes; Hypocreales; Nectriaceae
Source: the annotation of a GenBank genome assembly